AUGCCCGCCGGCCGCCCGGGCCCCGCCGCCCAAUCCGCGCGGCGGCCGCCGCCGCUACUGCCCCUACUGCUGCUCUGCGUCCUCGGGGCGCCGCAAGCGGGAUCAGGAGCCGACACGGCUGUGAUCAGUCCCCAGGACCCCACGCUCCUCAUCGGCUCCUCCCUGCAGGCCACGUGCUCAGUGCACGGGGACCCACCAGGGGCCACCGCCGAGGGCCUCUACUGGACCCUCAACGGGCACCGCCUGCCCCCUGAGCUGUCCCGAAUGCUCAACGCCUCCACUCUAGCCCUUGCCCUGGCCAACCUCAACGGAUCCAGGCAGCAGUCGGGGGACAACCUCGUGUGCCAUGCCCGUGACGGCAGCAUCCUUGCCGGCUCCUGCCUCUAUGUUGGCCUUCCCCCAGAGAAACCCUUCAACAUCAGCUGUUGGUCCAAGAACAUGAAGGACCUGACAUGCCGCUGGACGCCGGGGGCCCACGGGGAAACCUUCCUCCACACCAACUACUCCCUCAAGUACAAGCUGAGGUGGUAUGGGCAGGACAACACAUGUGAGGAAUACCACACGGUGGGACCUCACUCUUGCCACAUCCCCAAGGACCUGGCUCUCUUCACACCCUAUGAGAUCUGGGUGGAGGCCACCAACCGACUGGGCUCGGCCCGCUCUGAUGUGCUGACACUGGACAUCCUGGAUGUGGUGACCACCGACCCCCCGCCAGAAGUGCACGUGAGCCGCGUAGGGGGCCUGGAGGACCAGCUGAGCGUGCGCUGGGUUUCACCGCCUGCCCUCAAGGACUUCCUCUUCCAAGCCAAGUACCAGAUCCGCUACCGAGUGGAGGACAGCGUGGAUUGGAAGGUGGUGGACGACGUGAGCAACCAGACCUCCUGCCGCCUGGCGGGCCUUAAGCCAGGCACCGUCUACUUCGUGCAAGUGCGCUGCAACCCCUUUGGCAUCUAUGGCUCCAAGAAGGCAGGGAUCUGGAGCGAAUGGAGCCACCCCACGGCUGCCUCCACCCCCCGAAGUGAGCGCCCGGGCCCGGGCGGCGGGGCGUGCGAGCCGCGGGGCGGCGAGCCGAGCUCGGGGCCGGUGCGGCGCGAGCUCAAGCAGUUUCUGGGCUGGCUCAAGAAGCACGCGUACUGCUCGAACCUCAGCUUCCGCCUCUAUGACCAGUGGCGAGCCUGGAUGCAGAAGUCACAUAAGACCCGCAACCAGCACAGGACGAGGGGAUCCUGUCCUCGGGCAGACGGGGCGCGGCGAGAGGUCCUGCCAGAUAAGCUCUAGAGGCUGGGGCUGCCCUCCCUGCUGCAUGGAGACCCAGGGGCCACCCCCAGACUGGGGGCCACCUCUGUACCCUCACCUCAGGGUGCCCCAGCCCUCUCGGCAGCAGCUGGGGUGAGCACUCUGAGCUCCGAGGGCCACAACAGCUCUGGCCUCCACGUGAGGUGCACCCCAGUGGGGGGAAUGUGUGUGAGGGGGGCUGAGCUUCCCAGAACGCCUGCCAGGGCUGGGGGUGAAAAAGGGUCAUUACUCCCUCCUACCCAGGACCACUCCAAAGAGUCUUUUUAAAUAAACAAACUAUUUAGGUG
Lagenorhynchus albirostris (white-beaked dolphin) is the source of this 1583-nucleotide messenger RNA. It is a transcript of the gene CRLF1, whose product is annotated as cytokine receptor like factor 1. Gene Ontology annotation, biological process: cytokine-mediated signaling pathway. Lineage: Eukaryota; Metazoa; Chordata; Mammalia; Artiodactyla; Delphinidae. The transcript has 9 exons. Bases 1 to 1278 code for a protein of 425 amino acids. Gene Ontology annotation, molecular function: cytokine receptor activity; protein binding. Gene Ontology annotation, cellular component: external side of plasma membrane. The record is from RefSeq and is a predicted model, not a curated record.